Molecule: messenger RNA, 2318 nt
Organism: Sitophilus oryzae (rice weevil)
Lineage: Eukaryota; Metazoa; Arthropoda; Insecta; Coleoptera; Curculionidae
Product: beta-glucuronidase-like
Exons: 13
Coding region: 264-2231 (655 amino acids)
Biological process (GO): carbohydrate metabolic process; glucuronoside catabolic process
Molecular function (GO): carbohydrate binding; beta-glucuronidase activity
Source: RefSeq, a predicted model, not a curated record
CCGUUUGACCAGGUCAGUACUGGUUUUGACCUUAAAAUAUAUAUGUGUUUAUUAUGACUUGAUUAGUGGCAUUAGUUAAAUGAAAGCGAAGAAGGCAACAGCGAUGAUGGUUUGUAAUUGUUAAUGAGGAAGUUUGUUGUUGUAUGUGCGUUAGUAGUGCAAGUUCGAGAGAUUAUCUAUCAUCAUCGGUUGCGUAUAGUGUGCCGGUAAUAUUGAAUGAACUGAGGCGAGUGUAAAUACGAGUAGUCUGUAUGAUCUAAAAAAUGAAUAUUAUAUCAACCAUUCUAUAUUUUUGCCUUUACCAUGUGGUUAAAGGUGUUUUACACAAAGGCGGUAUACUAUAUCCUAGAGAAUCAGAAACGCGCCAAAUUCAAAGUUUGGAUGGAUUAUGGAAUUUCGUUGUAAUGAACAACAGCAAUCCAGUUUUAGGAUUUAAACAGCAUUGGCACAAGAAAAGCUUAAGAGAGCUUGAUCUUGAUGUACAACUUAUGCCAGUGCCAUCCAGUUACAACGACAUUACCACUGACUGGCAGAUAAGAGAUCAUGUAGGUUUGGUAUGGUACGAACGAACGUUCUUUGUACCGAAAUUCUGGUCUGAAAUUGGAAGGGUUUGGUUACGGUUUGAGUCGGUUUCUUAUGCAGCUCAAGUAUGGAUAAAUGGACAGCAAGUUAUGAUCCACGAGAUAGGUCAUUUACCGUUUUUAGCCGAAAUUACGGCUUAUUUGCGAUACGGAUUAGAAAACAGAAUUACUGUAUCCUGUGACAAUACUCUGCUUCCUGAUACAGUACCACAAGGAUACGUCAAAGAACUACAAAAUGGAAGAUUGCAACAGACGUAUACGUUUGAUUUUUAUAAUUACGCUGGUAUUGACAGGCCAGUCAAAUUAUACACUACUCCAAAGACUUACAUAGAUGAUAUCACUGUUAUCACCUUAGAAGCAACGCCAACAAAUGCAUUGCUUCAGUAUAAUGUCUCCGUAAUAGGAGAUUACAACGUUACCUGCAGAGUAACGCUCGUUGAUAAAAACAAAAAUGUAGUGACCGGUCAGUUGCACAGCCCAGAUUUUUUUGGUUCGCUCCGUGUUGAAAAUCCUAAACUAUGGUGGCCGUAUCUGAUGAACCCGGAACCAGGAUAUUUGUAUUCCUUGGAGGUUGAGUUAUUGGAUUCUUACGGAGAUUUGGUGGACAAGUACAUUCAACCAGUUGGUAUCAGGACGUUGACAUGGACAAAUAAACAACUAUUGAUUAACAGCAAACCGGUAUAUUUACAUGGUUUUGGAAGACAUGAAGAUUCGGAUAUUAGAGGGAAAGGACUGGACCUACCUUUGAUAAUCAGAGAUCACAACUUGAUCAAAUGGAUAGGAGCAAACGCUUAUCGCACAUCACACUAUCCCUACGCCGAAGAGAUCAUGGACUUGGCGGAUCAAAUGGGGAUCAUGAUCAUCGACGAGUGCCCAAGCGUUAACACUGAAAAUGACGCACAAUUUCUCAUUUUUAGAAUUUUCUCUAAUAGCAUGUUAGUGAAACAUCAAAGUUCUCUGACUCAAUUAAUACAAAGAGACAAGAACAGACCAGCUGUUAUCAUAUGGUCGGCUGCAAACGAACCCAGAACGCAAUAUCCUGCGGCUAAGGAGUACUUUAGGCAGAUUAUUCAACACAUCAAGAACUUGGAUACAACCAGACCUACUACCAUAGUGGAAGCUCAAGGUUCUGGGACUACUCAAGCAUCAGAAUUUGUAGAUAUCGUCAGCUUCAACAGAUACAACGCUUGGUAUAGCAAUGAAGGAAACUUAGACCUUGUAAUCGAAAAUGUAGUUAAUGAAGCAACAAGUUGGAACACGGUAUACAACAAACCUGUAAUAAUGCAAGAGUACGGUGGGGAUACCAUGGCAGGAUUACACUUUCUACCGAAUUUUAUAUGGUCCGAGGAGUAUCAAGUUGGGUUAUUAUCCAGACAUUUCCAGGCAUUCGAUUUUUUGAAAAUUCAAGGUUUCUUUAUCGGAGAGUUUAUUUGGAACUUUGCUGAUUUCAAAACAGCGCAAGAUUACAAAAGAGUGGGAGGGAAUAAAAAAGGCAUUUUUACAAGAAACCGACAACCUAAAUCGAGCGCUCAUUUGCUGAGAAAAAGAUACUGGUAUUUAGCGAAAGAAUACAACAACAAUCUAUCCUUGCCGGAUGAUCUCGAAAAUUAUAUUAUAGCGUCGAAGACGUUAGCAAAACAAGAACUAUAAUAAAAUGUGAUAUUUAUUACCUCAACCGAAUUUAAAUAUUAAUACAAAUUUACGAGUUUAGAAAAAAUACAGUCAAAAUUAUACAUA